Messenger RNA from Micromonas commoda, 1521 nucleotides. RefSeq lists its product with no specific name. Gene Ontology annotation, cellular component: cytosol; chloroplast stroma; mitochondrion. Gene Ontology annotation, molecular function: ATP binding; tyrosine-tRNA ligase activity; RNA binding. The record is from RefSeq and is a predicted model, not a curated record. Bases 1 to 1521 code for a protein of 506 amino acids. Gene Ontology annotation, biological process: tyrosyl-tRNA aminoacylation. The transcript has a single exon. NCBI's taxonomy places the organism in Eukaryota, Viridiplantae, Chlorophyta, Mamiellophyceae, Mamiellales, Mamiellaceae.
AUGAGCUGCCAGCGCGUCGCUCUGCGCCUCCGCGCGCGCGCCGCCUCAGCGGCGACCCCCGCGGGCCGCCACUUCGUGUUCACCCCGCAAACCUCCCCGCUUCGCGCGGUGGCCUUCCUCGCCCAUCGCCGCCCCGCCUGGCAACCCGCGAGCCGCGCGGCGCUCCAGAUGCGCCUCCACGCGUCCUCCGCGACCGCGACGGAGCCCGCCGCCGCCCCGCUCUCCAAGGCUGACGUCGUCGACGUCCUCAAGGAGCGCGGCCUGCUCGACGCGUGCACCAACGAGGACGAGCUCCGCAAGGCGUGCGCGGAGGGAUCGCUGUCCGUCUACUGCGGCUUCGACCCCACCGCGGAUUCGCUCCACCUCGGGAACCUCCUCGGCAUCGUCGUCCUCGCGUGGUUCCAGCGAUGCGGCCACACCCCGGUCGCGCUCCUCGGCGGUGCCACCGGGCGCGUCGGCGACCCCUCGGGCAAGAGCGCCGAGCGCCCCGUGCUCGACGACGACACGAUCAACGCCAACACCGCCGGCAUCAAGGCGAUUCUCGAGCGCGUCCUCGCCAACGGCGCGGCGGACGCGGACACCGACGUGCCACCCGCCGUGGUGAUGAACAACCUCGACUGGUUCGGCUCCAUGGGAUUCCUCGAGUUUCUCCGCGAGGUGGGUAAGUACGCCAGGGUCGGGACGAUGAUGGCCAAGGAUUCGGUCAAGACGCGGCUGGACUCGGAACAAGGGAUGAGCUUCACGGAGUUUUCGUACCAGCUGCUGCAGGGUUACGACUUUUGCCACCUGUUCAAGGAGCACGACGUGCGCGUGCAGGUGGGCGGCAGCGACCAGUGGGGAAACAUCACCGCCGGCACGGACCUCAUCAGGAGACUCGCGGAUAAGGAGGGCGCCUGGGGCGUGACCUUCCCGCUGCUGCUCAAAGCCGACGGGCGCAAAUUCGGCAAAUCGGAGGAUGGCGCGGUGUGGCUGUCCCCCGAGAGGCUGUCGCCGUACAAGUUUUACCAGUACAUGCUGCAGUCCACCGACGCGGACGUGGUUCGGUUCAUGCGCAUGCUCACCUUCGUUCCCCUCGCGGAGAUCGAGGCCAUCGAGGCGUCCAUGAGCGCGGAUGGGUACGUGCCCAACACGGCGCAGAAGAGACUCGCCGAGGAGGUGACGAGAUUCGUCCACGGGAAGGAGGGUCUGACGCAGGCGCUCAAGGCGACGGAGGGACUGAAGCCCGGCGCGGACACCGUCCUGGACGCCGCGACGCUCGAGGCGCUCGCGGGGGAUAUUCCCACCGCGGAGCUCGCCAGGGAUGAGGUUGUGGGCAAAACCGUAGUCGACGUCAUGGCGGCGACGGGGCUGCAAAAGUCGAAGGGGGAGGCGAAGAGGAUGAUCAAGGGCGGCGGCGCGAGGCUGAACAACGUCAAGGUGGAGGACGAGGAGGCGACGAUCGGCGAGGAUGACGUCAUCGAGGGGAGGGUGCUGCUGCUGGCGGCGGGGAAGAAGAACAAACUCCUCGUGCGCGUCGUGUGA